Coffea eugenioides is the source of this 3949-nucleotide messenger RNA. RefSeq lists its product as uncharacterized. The transcript is spliced from 22 exons. The record is from RefSeq and is a predicted model, not a curated record. NCBI's taxonomy places the organism in Eukaryota, Viridiplantae, Streptophyta, Magnoliopsida, Gentianales, Rubiaceae. The coding region runs from base 153 to 3740 and encodes 1195 amino acids.
UCCUCCUUGUCUGCAUUUCUCAGCCACCAAAAGCUUAUAAACUAUCAGUAUAUCAUUUAUCGCUCGCUUAAUUUCACCAUUUUCCAGAAUCCCAUUUCGUCAAUCUUGCUUUUCAUCAGCUUCAGUGCGUGUCUGUGUGUAUUUCAUUUGAAAUGAUGUUUACUGAAGGGUUGGAUGAAUCUGCAAUCAACUGGAUCAAGCAGGGAUCAGAUGCUGAAAAAUCUCAGAUGAGAUCACCAUUAACUGAAAAGUAUGACAAAACAUACCCAAUUCCCAGAUCUCCAUUGGGAUACAGUUCUGGUAGUUCUCACGCACUGCCCCCUUUGAAGUUCCAUUCUGGCCUUCUGGGGCCCCACAAGCCUGUGGCACUAAGUUUGGAUAGUAGUGAAGAUGAAUAUGGUGAUGUUGACAGCGAAAGUGUGGCAUCUGUGCCUGACGAGUUUGAUGGAAUUUGUUCUGAUGAAGAAGAAUUUGAUAAGCCAAUUCCACUGCAGUGUAAUGAAGAAAUGUUCACUGUGCAAAGAAAUACAACUUCGGAUCAUAUUAGAGGAACACAAACAGGGGUCCGAUAUAGGGCUAUGUUGAACAGAGGAUUGUCGAAACAAAGUCUUCGGAUUGAAGUGCCAGAAAAUACUAGAAGAUAUACUGAUACUGAGUUGGGUUUUGAUGGAUGUGGCCGAAGAAAUGCAGCUUCCAGUGGAAGUUGUCAUUUGCGAAAAGUAGUAGUUCAACCUCACAGCACAUAUGCUACACCAGUUGGCAAGUUAAGUAAUGUGGUUGACUUAGGAACUCCUAGUGCUCCACCUAUUAUGGAGAUUAGAAGAGAUGGGCAGAGCUCUGAGGUUGUAAGUGAAUGUAGUGAAAGCUCAGGUGCCGUGCGAGAAUUUGAUCAGACAAAUGAGGAUUCAAACGUGUCUACACAAUCAGCAAAGCAGCAUGCUGGUAUUAAAGAUGUCUUUCCAGAUCAAAAUGAAGAAUCUUUUGAACAUGAAGUUGGGGAAAGGGACAAGAAUGGGAUGACACCAGCGGAAAUGGAAGCAUUGAAAGGUACUUGGGAAACAAAGCCAAGGAAUUGCUCUCCAUAUUAUGAUGCAAGUGAUCAAAAUGCCUGGCAAAUUCUGAUAGCUUAUGAUGCAUGCAUUCGCUUAUGCUUAAAUGCAUGGGCAAGAGGUUGUGCAGAAGCACCAGAAUUUCUAAAAGAUGAGUGUCUGCUUCUACGCAAUGCGUUUGGUCUGCACAAGUUCCUUUUGCAACCCCAAGGCACACAAUCAGUAGAAAGUACAAGAAAGAAAAUAGAACAAGCUUUGCCGUUGAAACCAAAAAAGAUUGCUGGAAAGAUUCGUGUGGAAGUAAAAAAACUCCGAAUAAUACCAAGAAGGAGGCUUAAAAGCACAAACUCAUUGAGAGGUGCAAUGUACAUGCAAGUGGGAGCUGAGUAUGUCCGGCAUGUUUCAUCACUAGUAAAGAGUGGCAUGAAUUCUUUGAGACUUGCUUCAUUUUCUUUGCCAACUGAAGAAUCACUAUCAUGCUUACUUAAGUUGAAAAGUUCUCUGGAAGAAAAUCAAGAUGAAACAGAUUCCACCAUUUCAUUGCAGCCCGGAACUGGUGAUUACCAUGAUUUUUUUCCAGAACACCAAGGAGAUUCUAUUCUACUUGAAGUCCAGGAUUUGAAAAAAAACAUUCAAGGUCAAGCUACAAUUCCAGUUUCAUCAAUGACAGACAAUCCUACUGACAAAAUUCAAUGGUGGCCUAUUUACCAUGAUGAUCACGAGUGCAUUGGGAAGGUUCAGCUUUCUAUUACGUGUGCCUUUACGUACGAUGAAACAACUCAGUUAAAGAAUGGACCUAUUGUGGAAACCCUUGCAUAUGAUCUACUGAUGGAGGCUGCCAUGCGUGCACAAAAAUUUCAUGCUCGUAAUUUACAUCUAGAUGGACCCUGGAAAUGGCUACUCAUUGAGUUUUCUGAGUAUUAUGGAGUUUCAAAUUCAUAUACCAAACUCAGGUAUCUUUCAUGCGUGAUGAAUGUUGCAACUCCAACCAAAGAUUGUAUUGAGCUUGUAUAUGAGUUGCUUUCGCCUGUUAUCAAGGCUCGAAAUGGGAAAAGUUUGACUAGACAGGAGAAAAGUAUGUUGCUCAACUGUGAGACCCAAGUUGAGGGUCUCCUAGCAGAUGUGUUCCAGAACUACAAGUCAUUAGAUGAAAAAUCUCCAACGGGUAUAGCAGACAUGUCAGCUCCAAUAUUAGAAUCUGCAGCCCCAUCUCUAGCUCCUGCUGUGCAAGUAUACAAACUUCUUCAUGAUAUACUGGCUGAAGAUUCUCAGACAAUCUUAAGAAACUAUUUACAAACAGCAGCAAUGAAAAGGUGCCGAAAACACAUGUUGGAGACAGAUGAAUUUCUGUCAAGUAACUCUGAGGGUUUUGUCAUAGAUUCCAUGACUAUGACCACAGCAUAUUUGAAGAUGAAAAAUCUCUGCUUCAAAAUAAGCAGUGAGAUUCAGGCUGAUCUUAAGAUCCACAAUCAGCACAUACUCCCAAGUUCAAUUGACCUGGCAAAUAUCACUGCCACAGUUUACAGUACCGAGCUGUGUACAAGGCUUAGAGCUUUUCUUUCUGCAUGGCCUCCUUCAAGUCCCAUGCCAUAUGUUAAUGGACUUUUGAUUGCAACUGCUGAUUUUGAGAGAAAUCUUGAGUCAUGGAACAUCAGUGCAGUUCGGGGUGGUGUGGACUCAAGAGAUCUGUACCAUAACUAUAUAAUGGUCUGGAUACAAGAAAUGCAACUUAGCCUCCUUGAUCAAUGCAAAGCAGAAAAGGUGCCUUGGUCUGGCGUAAUUACAAAUUAUUCUACUUCUCCCUUUGCUGAGGAAAUGUUUGAGAAACUCAAAGUUAUGUUACAUGAGUAUGAAGUAGUCAUCAACAGAUGGCCUGAGUACACAAUGGUUUUGGAGAGCGCUGUUGCCAAUAUCGAAAGAGCAAUUAUAAAAGCACUGGAAAAGCAGUACAAUGAUAUCUUGACUCCCUUGAAGGAUAGUGUUCCCAAAAAGCUCGGGAUGCAAGUUCAGAAAUUAGCAAGAAGGCAAUCCACUGCACUUUAUUCUGCCCCACUGCAAUUGGGUACCUUUCUAAACACCCUUAAGAGAGUUUUAGAUGUCCUACACCCUAGCACUGAAGAUAUCCUCAAGGCAUGGGCGUCCUAUCUUCCUGUCAACGGCGAGAAGAAGUCAAGUUUUGGAGAACAAAUGAAUGGUGUUACUGUGUUGCUCAGAACUAAAUACAAGAAUUACAUGCAAGCAAUUGUGGUGAAGCUCGCAAGCAACGUGCAAUCUAAUCGGAACACAAGGCUGCAAAGGAUCUUGGAGGAAACAAAAGUAACAGAUGGAGAAGCCGAAAUUCGUGAAAGAAUGCAAGUGUUGAGCUCACAACUCUCAGAGUCCAUAUCCAACUUGCACGAGGUGUUCACUAGUCGAAUAUUUGUUGCAAUUUGUCGUGGAUUUUGGGAUAAAAUGGGACAGAUUGUAGUGAAAUUUUUGGAGGGGAGGAAAGAAAAUCGAGUCUGGUACAGUGGAUCCUAUCAUGCUCUUGGGGUUCUUGAUGAUAUAUUUGCUUCCCAAAUGCAAAGAUUGCAAGGAAAUGCUUUGCAAGAGAAAGAUCUUGAUCCCCCUCGCUCCAUAACUGAAGCUCGAUCAAUUCUUUCACGAGACACAGCAAAUGGGAUGGACUCGUCCACAUAUUUGUACUUCUAGAUGUACAUUUUCUCUUUAUGCCUCAUUACAGACUUCAAGCUAUACCAACCAUAAUUGGUAACCCAGAGUUUUUGUAGCAUACCACUACCUGAAUACGAGUCAAAAGACAAUUCUGUUAUUGUUAACAAUUUUUUGUAGGUAAACUAUUGAUUCUUUUGUAAAGCAAUGUUGAACAACGAAACAAUCAGCAAAAAGUUUUCUUUUGUCUA